UCUGGUGCCCAAGGAAAGGCCAAAGGCAACGAGACGCAAGGGAUCACUCCAAGAACUGUGCGCCCCACAGAUUUAAGGAAGUGUAAGCAACAUGCCCUCCAUGUUUGAGAGAACUACCAAGAAAUUGGUAAAAGAGAUCGGAGAUCAUAAGCUCAGACCUGUCAAAUGCUUGCUGAGCGCCACCAAGAUACAUCGGUUUUCUCUAAUUCAGAGGAAGAAGGCUCGCUCUCGGUUUUGGCAACUACCCGAUGUCCCACUUGACAUCUCCCUCAUGCACAUCCUCGAACCAGGUUCUUCGGUCCCAGAUGCUCCUGUGAAAGUGUCUGCUGACUUCAGUGACUCCGUGGUCAGGAAGCAGCAGGCGUCUGGGAACGUGAAUGCUGGGGCAGAAGUGGGCUUCUCGGAGGAGACUACUGUGUGCCGAGGGUCCUCCCUGGAGUACCAGAUUGUUAGCACCCCACACGAAACCUGGAAGGAGCUUCAGGAGAGGAAACUGCUGGACCCAGAGCCGGACAUCCUGAGGCAAUGCCGGGAAGCAGGGGUGAACCUGUAUGUUGUGACCGACACCGUGGAGCUGCUCAACAGCCCUGUGCUGCAGGAUCUCAGCAGCGUGAAAGUCAAAGGAAAAUUCUCCAUCGCUCGGAAUACUUGGUUCCAGGUUGAGGGUGAAGGACAGGGAGGGGGUCUCAAAGUGAGAGAGAAGAAGCUGACUGUGCCGAAGGGCUCGGUGCUGGCCUAUGGGAGGAAGCAGCUGAUUUUCUACAGUGGAGAAUGGGGCAUUUUUCACAUCACAGAUGAUGUUGAUGAUGACGAUGAUGAUGAUGAUGAUGAUACCUUUUUAGCAGGUCGACAACGACUGACAAAGGUAUCCGGGCUGGUCCUGAGGGCAGAUUUCAAGCUGUUGCAAGAGGAGGUUUCCCAGACGGUGAAAGCGGCCGAGCUCUCGAAGGGCAGGCGGGGUGUUGUGUUCUCCAACCUCCUGGCCAUGCUUAGGAGCCCCAUGAAUGCUCUUCAGGACCUCAUAGACAAGCUUGAACUGGAACCCUUCGGGCAUUUGGAGGGCCCUGGUGGCGCCAUCCUAACUGAACUGCGAAAGGACUCCCGCUAUCCAGAGGUUGGCUCAAAGUCCCUCCUCCUUUACCUGCUUGAAGCCUUAAUAGUGCUGAGUGACAUCCAACAUGAUCUGCUGGCUCAGUCCAUGGAGAAGAGGAUCCUCCUUCCGCAGAGGGACCUGGUGAGGGGGAUCCUGGAGCCCAACUUCAAGUGCUUCGAGAACAUUCCCUUUACCCUCCAGCCCAAGCUCCUUGCCCCACUCCAGGGAGAGGGCUUGGUCAUUACCUAUGGGCUGCUGGAUGAGUGUGGCCUGAAGAUGGAGCCGAAGACCUGGGACCCGGAAGCCAAGGAGCCCCUGUCUGCCCUCUAUGCGACCCUCUCCGUGCUGACGCAGCUGGCUGAGGCCUGAGCCCUCCUGGGGGGCAGGCCAGGGCGUCAGUCCAGUGAGGCUAGUCAGUCCUGGUCCUGCCCUUUGCUGCAAACACCCCCAGGCUGUUCUCUGUAUCCGUGAGUCUGUAUCUAUUCCACAUAUAAGGGGUAGACAGUCUCUGUCUUUGUUUGAUUUAUUUAACUUAGCACAAGGUUUUCAAGGUUUGUCCAUGCUGUCACAAAUGGCAGGAGACUCUGGCUGCUGAGUGGGGGGAUCGGUUAGAAGGUGGGGGGCAUGCAUAGAUGUAGGGAGAACAUUGAAGGAGUUUCUCUAAUUGCUCGGGCACUCAGUGGCAUUUUUAAAAGGUAGGAGCUUGAAAAGUAUAUAUAUUUAGUUCUGCUUUAAAUAUAUCCCAGGAAUACUUUGGGGAUAUAUAUGUAAACCCAUAGGAUCAUAUCUUCCUGCUUCAUCUGUGAAUGAAUUGAAUUCAUAUUGAAUGACUGUGAUUGGCGCUAUUUUCUAAUGAAUUUAUAAUUUACACCAGAAGGUGGCAGCAUUGCCACAGAGCAGGACUUGGUGAUGGCAGACACUUUCCUUGAUUUGCUUUGGGACUUCUGAGUUAAAGGCCAGCCCCUCUCUCUGCUCUGCUCUCCCACCUCCCUCCUCAGCUUUCUCCUCCCCCUUUGCAGCCUCCCCACUGCAUUUAACAUGGAAUGGCUUCUUUUUAUAGCUUCUAGAAUCUUCCUUUUAAUAAGACACUGCAUUCGUUGUAUUGAAUAAUUCUCAUAAAGAGCUCUGGGAGGUAAGACGUGAGUUAUGGGGAACUUAGAGCUGUUUCCGGGGUUUCCAGAAACGCCAGCCCUUCUGCGGGAUUACUGUGGGUUCUGUGGGAAAUGUGUUGUCCAUGCUGAGCCCAGGCAGGAGCCGUGAAGAGUCUGAAUGUUGCUCAGUAAGCAGGGCAUCUAGUUUCUAAAUGGAUUCAGCCAAGCACGGGAACUGUUUCAAAAUAUUGCAACCUGGUCAACCCAUCAGAAAGCAGGGCUGGUGCAAAUGAUAGGGGGACUUAUAAUCUGAUAGAUAGAGCUCCUGAAUUAAUCUGAAAAAUAAUCACAUUAUUUUAAAUCUUAGAACACAUAUACUUAUGUGAAUACGGGGUUAAGUUUUUCCUAAGUUUCCUUUCCAAGGCCUGUGCGAAGCGAUGGAGGAGGUGACUCUGCUGUGAACCCAGCAAGCAGAACUGAUAAGCAUGGUCAGACUGACCCACCAGGAGUCAAAACAUCAUCUCAUCAACAUCAUUUCCUUACCUGAUGGCUAAGGACAAUAGGGACCCCCAGGGCUGCGCAUAGCUGUAUUCCCUUCCCAGCCUCACCCUAGCACUUCCCCUGUAUAAUCCUGUCCCCUGCUCAUUGCUGUCAGAGAGGAUUUGAAUGCUUGUAAGCGCCCUCUCUUCUUGGUUGGCUGACCUUCUCAAUAAAUGUCUUCUGUGAUUC
This is a messenger RNA of Eptesicus fuscus (big brown bat), 2913 nucleotides long. RefSeq names its product gasdermin-C-like. The transcript is spliced from 10 exons. Gene Ontology annotation, molecular function: phosphatidylinositol-4,5-bisphosphate binding; phosphatidylinositol-4-phosphate binding; phosphatidylserine binding. Lineage: Eukaryota; Metazoa; Chordata; Mammalia; Chiroptera; Vespertilionidae. Gene Ontology annotation, biological process: defense response to bacterium; pyroptotic inflammatory response. The coding region runs from base 92 to 1462 and encodes 456 amino acids. The record is from RefSeq and is a predicted model, not a curated record.